This is a messenger RNA of Fusarium vanettenii 77-13-4, 953 nucleotides long. RefSeq lists its product as uncharacterized. Gene Ontology annotation, cellular component: trans-Golgi network; cis-Golgi network; TRAPP complex. NCBI's taxonomy places the organism in Eukaryota, Fungi, Ascomycota, Sordariomycetes, Hypocreales, Nectriaceae. The coding region runs from base 1 to 699 and encodes 232 amino acids. Gene Ontology annotation, biological process: regulation of GTPase activity; endoplasmic reticulum to Golgi vesicle-mediated transport. The record is from RefSeq and is a predicted model, not a curated record. The transcript is spliced from 4 exons.
AUGUCUUUCGAGACAGUCAUGCCUCCGUUCAACUCGAGCGAUCCAUCCGCCAACUUCCUAAGCUCAUCCUGCUUAGACUUCCUCCUUAUUGAGCUCGUCCCGCUCGCAUACCGCGUCACUCACGAGCGAGACACGGCCCUUUCAGACCCGAGCAGCACACCCGCAGAUGUCGCAUCGACGAGCCAUGCCGUGAGCUCCAAUGCUGCCGGCGUAGUCGCUGGCACCGCCACAAGGAAGGACCAGGAGGAGGAUCUAGAUGCAGUGCAUCAUCGUCUGGAGAUGCUGGGCUACAGAGUCGGCCAGGGGCUUGUGGAGAGGUUCUCAAGAGAUCGGCCCCGGUUCAACGAUACCCUUGACGUUAUCAAGUUCCUCUGCAAAGACCUAUGGACACUGGUGUUUGGCAAGAACAUUGACAACCUCAAGACAAAUCACAGGGUACGAAUUUGCGACGCCACUGGCGUCUACGUCUUGACAGAUAACGUCUUCCGGCCCUUCUCCCGCAUGAGCACAGAAGCAGGCGGCCAAGCCAUAGUCCGCGCUCAGCCGGUACGUCCCCCGCCCUCUUCCUUCUUAUGGUUCCCCUGCGGCAUCGUUCGAGGCGCCUUGGCAGCCCUGGGUAUCAACACCACGGUCCAGGCCGAGAUCAACGAGUUACCGGGAGCUGUGUUUCAAAUCAAGACUAUUCCCAAUAAGCCCUAGGAGAGCUGUCUACCUAGGUACAAUAUUAUGAUACCCUUAAUGCAAGUCCAGCCACAACGCGCCAGAUUCCCGACCAUCGGCUGUCAUGGGCAUAAAAAGAGCCAACCACCGCACAGGGCUUCGACUAAGCCUUGACCAAAACUCCAUCCAUACCUGCAGCAAUCCCUGAGACCGAGAGACCGGGGUCAUGAAGCAGACACGACCAACGCCGCCGAGACAUUUCACAGCCUGUAAGAGAGAGCCAUUUCAUCAGC